Messenger RNA from Racocetra fulgida, 205 nucleotides. NCBI's taxonomy places the organism in Eukaryota, Fungi, Glomeromycota, Glomeromycetes, Diversisporales, Gigasporaceae. The record is from the annotation of a GenBank genome assembly.
UGAAAGUGAGUUAAGCGAAUAUGUUGUUGAAAAUGAGUCAAGCGAAUAUGUUGAAAUGAGUCAAGCAAAUAUGAUGAAAGUGAUUCAAGCAAAUAUGGUGAAAGUAAGUCAAGCGAAUGUUUUGUUAAAAUCAAAUGAAUAUGUUGUUGAAGUAAGUCAAGCGAAUAAUUUUGUUGAAGUAAAUCAAGCGAAUAAUUUUGUUGAA